Messenger RNA from Ahaetulla prasina, 3893 nucleotides. RefSeq names its product SprT-like N-terminal domain (gene SPRTN). Gene Ontology annotation, cellular component: nucleus. Gene Ontology annotation, biological process: DNA repair. The record is from RefSeq and is a predicted model, not a curated record. Gene Ontology annotation, molecular function: metalloendopeptidase activity; single-stranded DNA binding; polyubiquitin modification-dependent protein binding. The transcript is spliced from 5 exons. Lineage: Eukaryota; Metazoa; Chordata; Lepidosauria; Squamata; Colubridae. The coding region runs from base 154 to 1584 and encodes 476 amino acids.
AGUAGAGCAGGCUUUCGCUCAGGAUGUUUGGAGAGGUGCGCAAGCGCUUUGCAACGUCGAAGCACUUAGCGCAUGCGCCAGGUUUGCAAAGUCGCUUUCCGGCCGGUGAAUGGCGGCUGUUGGUAGUUCGGGGUGUCGCUUCUUGGAGGCACGAUGGACGAGGACUUUCUGCUGGCCCUGCAGUUGCAGGAGGAAUGGGAAGCGGAGGACGGGGAGGUGCGGGUUGAAACGAUCCCCUCGGAUCCUCCGCGGCCACUCUCGCUGAUGGACGAUGCCUGGGAGUUGCUGGACCCCAAUCCCGACGUGCGAGGCCUCUUUCUGCAGUUCAACGAGACCCUCUUCUGGGGGCGCCUGGCGGCGGUGGAAGUAAAGUGGAGUCCGCGCAUGACCCUGUGUGCUGGCGUUUGCUGCUAUGAAGGUCAUGGUGGAAUGUGCUCCAUCCGACUAAGUGAACCACUUUUAAAAUUACGGCCAAGGAAGGAUCUCGUGGAGACUCUCCUGCAUGAAAUGAUUCAUGCUCUGUUGUUUGUUACUAAUAAUGAUAAGGAUCGUGAGUCCCAUGGCCCAGAGUUCUGCAAACAUAUGCACCGGAUAAAUCGCUUAACAGGAGCUAAUAUUACGAUCUAUCAUGAAUUUCAUGAUGAGGUGGAUUUCUAUCGUCAGCACUGGUGGCGUUGUAAUGGGCCAUGUCGAAAUAGGAAGCCUUAUUAUGGCUAUGUAAAACGUGUAAUGAAUAGGGCACCAUCUGCCAAUGACUAUUGGUGGGCAGAGCACCAAAAGAGCUGUGGGGGAACAUAUACCAAGGUCAGAGAGCCCGACAACAGCUCCAAGAAAUGCAAGAAGAAAGAUGAUCAAGCAAAAAUCCUAGAUGAUGGUUCACGAAAAGCUCAUGGAAGCAGCAUACAGAGCAUAAUACCUUUUAGUGGGAAAGGAUAUAUCCUUGGAGGAAAAAGAAGUGAAUCAUCAUUAGAGGGAGCUGUAAGUCCAAGCAUUAAGGGCAGAGAACUGCUCCAGUCACAAUAUCAUUCAACUACUGGUUCAUCUAGGUCAAAUCCUAAAAAUGAAAUCAAAUUUGAGCAAAAUGUUUCCUCUCCGUUUUCUCCAAGUGGUCCUGAAAAUAGUUCUGCUUCUAGUAUCACAUUUCCUAGAUUUUCAGUUGCUAACCGUAAGGUUUAUACUAAUGUUAACGGCUCACCGGUUAAAAAUACUUCUUUGGGUGGAAAAAGGUCAGAAUCAAGUUCUACAAAGGCUCUAAGAGAUAUACCUCACAAAGGGACUCCAGAAAACACAGUUUCUAUAUCAGCUGCAAUGACUCCAAGAUCCCAGUCACCAUCUCAGAGAAACAGCAAAAGCCAGAAUGGUGGCCCAAUGAAACGAGCCAGAAUGGAAGAUUCAGUUAUGUUUGUCAACUAUUUUUUAAAGAAAGGAGAACUCAAGGAGACUAGUUCUUCUGUGAAUACUACAGCUAAACCAGCAAUCUCAGAAACAGCCACUAGUGACCAAAAUAGAAAUGUAUGUUGCCCUGUCUGUCAAUCUGAAGUUUUGGAAACCAAAAUCAACGAACACUUAGACCUCUGCCUCUGAAAUCUUUUAAUGUGAGUUUAAUAUAAAGCUGCUUUGCUCAAGAUUUCGUGUUUGUAUGUAUUGAUGCACUUUCUGUGUUUUAUGCAGAAAAAUGUAUAUUUGAUUGUGUAUGAAACUUUCCUGAGAUUGAAAGUUUUUUCUCAGUACCUAUAUGCUAAGAACAGUUAAUACUGAAUGCAACACAGUCUUGAGAAAAGUGUGUUUCUAAGAGACUCAUCAGUUCUAUAAUGAUUUGAUCUGAUAUUUAACGAAAGCAUAUGUGUAAGGUAAGAAACUGGAAGAGUUAUAGUACAUGCAUUAUUUUAGAAAAAUAAUUGGCUAUCAUUACAUUUUUGGUUAGUUUUGUUACAAAUUUAAAUGCUAAAUGGAAGAAUAUAGUUUGAAUAUGUGCAUUUAUUGUGUAAAACGGGUACCCAACCUGUGGUCCAUGGCCCACUACCAGGCUGCAGGCUAAUUGCCACUGGGCCCUGUGAGGGGCUAGCUGGCGCACCUGCACGACCUCAUUCAUGAGCCAAGUGUCGAUGUGGGUUGCUCUUGGCCCCACUUGCCAAGUGUUGUCAUGGGCAUGUGUUUGAUUUAGAAAAACAUCUACCUGAUCAAAAAAGAUAUAAUCCAUCUUAACCAUUCGCAUGAGCGUUGCCACAAACAUCAUGGGCACUAUGCAUACACGUGUACAUGUGCUUGCCCCUCUCACAAAAUUAUCCCCUUUCCCCCCUCCCCUCACUCAGCCAUCAACCUGGAAAGGUUGAGGAACUCUGGUGUAAGACAUAGACGUGGGAUUGUUUUCCCCUGAACUUGAAAACUGAUGUCAUAUAGUAAAGAGUACUGGCUACUUUUCUGUUUGCACCUGAAGAAAUGGCUGACCAAGUAUUUGCUUCAAAAUUAUGAUGUCCGCUUUUUGUCACCCAAUUUAUAGAUUUUGGCUGGAGUUCCAAAGCUUUUUUCUGUUGAAUUCAGAAGGGUUAGACUGAUUUUUGAUCAGGUAGAUGUUUUUCUAAAUCAUAAAACACAUAGGAAAGGCUAUAUUAUACUACCAUUUCAUUUAUAAAGUGCCUAUUAGAGUGAUGUAUGCCUAUUUAUUAAUAGCUUUUGAAACCUAUUUCCUCUGAGAUGGAAAUAUAUUCUUGCACACAACACUGUUAGCCAUUUGUACAAUUAAAAAUAAAUAGCUUUUCUGAAAUUGUAUCUGAACAGAACUCUUUUCCAAAAAUAAAUCAUGAAUUUUAUAAUCUGCUUUUAAAAUAAAAUUUAACAUGUAACUUGUGUCUUUAAUAGGUCAGUUGGGUUUUGGCAAUCUUUGUCAACAACCUGGAAUGAUAGAUAAGUGAUCGAUAAGCAAUUGUUGCUUCGCUUAUGUGUAUACCUUUCUCUAUAAUGACACAACCAGUCUCAAAACAAUGAUUCAAAAUGCACAAAGCAAUCUUGAGAUGGAAAAAUAAAAAAUAAAGGCACCCAGAGAAUGCAUUGAAAUAAUAAGAGUAAUAAUAAUAUGCAAUAUAAUAAUAUGCAAUAUAAAAUACUUCUAAUGUGGUUAUGCUACGGCCCAUAUUUAUACAUGAUGUUGGCAGAUUUUUGUUUGGGAAAUGUGACCUUGAUGCCAUCAAUAUCAACUUUAGAUGUAAGAUGCAAGAAACUUCAGCACAAUCAUAUUCAUCUUGAGAAUCAGAUGAUAGAAUGAGAGGAAGGAACUAGAUAACAGGAAAUUUUAAAUUUAAGGGGCGUGCAUAAGAGCACAAAAGUGCCUACCGUUCCUGUCCUAUUGUUCCCUUCAUCAUAUCAAAUUGAUAUAGUUGAUGCAUAUUUUUUAUACAUAUAUGUAUAUAUUUUGUUCAAAAUAUGUUGUUUUAUCUAUGACAAUUGUUUGUGUAUACUGUUGUGACAAAAAGAAAUUAAAAAAAAAAUUGGAGAAUCACGAAAACCAAUUGUCCAAGAUGCAUAGAAAUAAUUUAAAGCCACAAGAUCAACUAAAAUACAGUUACUUGAAAAGUGCAUCAAACCAGAGUAGUGAAAUAGACUGUAAAAGAAAUUUCCAUUCAAAAAAUAAAAUAAAAAUGGAAAACAACCAGAAAAUCUGCAAAAACAAAUUAAGUUGACAAUUGUGUUCACACAUCAUGGAUUACGCUCUGUUAAAUAAGCUACAUUUUGGCUGGAUUCAGAUAAUACAUCAAAGCUACCAUAAGUACAAAGAAACAAAUCUUUAUGAUAUUAACAGCAGACAUAUUGUAUAUGUAGAUACAAAAAACACAGGCUUGCCCCCAAAGUUGAUUGGAUUAUGGCAACAGAUCAAGGAGCAAAAAAAAAAAAAAGUU